AUGGAUCCACAAUUUUAUGAAGACGUUGCUCCCCUUCUUAUGCCUAUCGAGAGCCCAACAAGGAACCGCACUACAACUCCAACGAGCUUGAAAACCCCGUCUUAUCCUGCACCAGUAACCACAACAUCGCCUAUUCCACUGGAUGGACAUAUUCAAUACCCAGAACUCAUGUCGCAACACCAGCUCAAGCAAGGCUACGCACCUUCUCUGCAAUCAAUGUUUAAUUACCAUACGUCAUAUUGA
Suillus fuscotomentosus is the source of this 243-nucleotide messenger RNA. RefSeq lists its product as uncharacterized. The record is from RefSeq and is a predicted model, not a curated record. The transcript has 3 exons. Bases 1 to 243 code for a protein of 80 amino acids. Lineage: Eukaryota; Fungi; Basidiomycota; Agaricomycetes; Boletales; Suillaceae.